Messenger RNA from Amoebophrya sp. A120, 2817 nucleotides. NCBI's taxonomy places the organism in Eukaryota, Dinophyceae, Syndiniales, Amoebophryaceae. The record is from the annotation of a GenBank genome assembly.
CAAAAUAUUGCUCAGCAUCAAUUUAGAUAGUACUAUGUGGCUUUGCUUUCUUUGGAAACGACGGGCGCGGGUCAAUGCAAUAAAUUGCGUACAAAUUUUUACGAGCGAUCAUAAUUGCAGAAAAUUAUGCUGCAGCUGUGCAAUCAAUAUCAAAAUCAUAACUUGAAAUUAUCUUGCUUUUCACCAAAACGAAAUUCUUUCUUUUGCAUGGAUUUUUUGAUCGUUCUUCUUACUUUUAGACGUAAAAAAUGUUUAGCUGGUUCAAGAGAGAUUUAAUGUUAACCCGUGUCGUCUUCCUGCGCUUCAGUUUCAGAAUUCUACACUCGUGCAUGAUUUUUUUUGUCCGCCCAAAAAACUCUCACCAGGCCCGCGACCACACAGGACUAUCUCCCACCCUUCCUGUGUGCACUUGUACCUGUUUUGAAAGCAACUGGAAGCACAGCGAACGCAUAUGAGAAGCAAUAAAAAUUGACACUGAUAUGAUAGUAGUGCUAGCAAGUCGACAGUGAAGAACAAGUACAAGUAGAACUAGAAGACAGCGGGAAUUAAGUAAUGCGAAGAGUACUUAGUAGUCCGAGCUUGCAGAUGAAUUAUAACAAGUAAGAAGGUACUUUUUGAUAUCUCCUUCUCACCAAGAUGGACGCGCAACGGGCUCUGCUUGAUAGUUUGAUGGGGGCGUCUCGUAACGACGCCAAAGCCUCGAAGGAACACUACACAGACCGGAAUGUGUGCAAAUUUUGGUUGAUCGAUUUCUGCCCGCACGAGUGCUUUCACACCAGCGUGACCGGUAAGGCAGCGGUGAACAGCCCUCUGGGCGAGUGUCCCAAGCAGCACAGCAUGCAUCUGAAAACCCAGUUUCAGGAGGACACAAAAGACGGAGAAAAGAACCGACGAGAGUACGAGAAGGAUCUUCUAAAAUACCUGGAUCGCAUGGUAUCCGAGUGCGAUGCGAAAGUGCAGCGCGAAAGGCGGCACUUGGAGAGCAAGGGCUCCCUCACCAAAAUUCGGCGCCAUGCGGGGCUCACACCCAUGAACCAGGAGCAGCUUGUGGAACACAAAAUUAUCCAGCUAAAGCAGACCAUCCAGGAGAAAAUAAAAGCGGCAGAGUUGCUCGCGGAGGAUGGUAAAUUGAAAGAGUCUCAAGAAAUUAUGGCGGAGGUACGAUUCACUUACUUUGACUUUCCUGUUGUAGCUGCGAUGUUGGUGUUGGAAGAACAAGGAUUAAUAGAUUUUGGCGACGCGGCGUAUCGCAUAGUCGUCAAUGAUGAAGAAAGUUUUCAGUAACAAACCUCGACACGUCGCAUCGCGCCUUCUCGACGCACAGGUCGCUGCUACCUUUAUUCCACUUCCUGCAAAUCAACGUUCUCAUUACUGUACAAACGAAAUAGGACGAUCAUGGCGAUGCGCCCCGCGGCUAGAUUGAGCUUUGAGCAACAGCUUGCUACACCUUCCAGGGCCACAAGCAACAUCGACACUCAACUGGAGAGAUCGGUGUUAAACAUUACUAGUUGGCAUGCAUGUUGUUGUGCUGUUUGAAAUAUUGCGCUUUUGAACAUCGAGCGAACUCAUAAUUUCAUGGAUGCUGCACUGAUGAAGAACGCUUCAUCGAUCCAAAUGAUGUAUCCACAGCCCCGAUGGCCCGGCACGUCUGCUCGACUUUCGAUCCUUACUGGCGGAGGAAGCGAAGUCCAAAAAGAACAACGCAUGCGUAUCUUCAUGCGUACCUACACGCGGAAAAAUGUGAAAUUAUAGGCCGCGAACGGAUAGAGCAGGGCAAGUUUUCUAGUCCUGCUCUCCGAACGAGCAAGGAAGCUAAAACCGAUUUGAUCGAAGUAGAACUACCACUUUCCACGCACUCACAGGUGGAGUCUUUGAAAGCGACUAUGGUCCAGCAAGGCGCAGCGGCGAAGCCCGCCAGCCUCGGCGUCGAGGGACUGGAUGACACGUUUCAAGAGGACGUGUGCGACGUCUGCGGCCUGACCAUUGACUGGCGCUGUGCAAUGGAAAUCGAAAACCGCCGGAAAGGUAGUUACUAUACUGUGGUUGUAGCGUUGCUGCAUGUAGUAGUUGUAGAAGUUCGCGUUCCUCGAUAAACCUCCGCCCGGUAAUUGUACCAGCGCGCAUUCAGAGCCAGCUGUAUCUUGUAGGAGAAGAAGUGUCUGAUUUUGUCGCGUGGUAGCCACGAAGAUGCUUGCAGAAAAACCUACAAGAACAACCGACUAUAGAAAAUGACGUACCUGCGACUUCAUCUUAACACAGGUAUUCCACACCCACACACCUCCGGGACGUACCACCAAGGCUACGCUAUGAUGCGCAAGAAGCUUUUGGAAUUGAAGGAGAAGUACGGAGAACCGGACCGGGACGAAAUGGUGUUCAAGACGAACGGUCGGGAUCGGGAGCGCGAACGCGACCGGCGGGGUGACCGCCGACGGGACCAGUCCCGCACCCGAGAUCGCAGGGAACGCUCGCGCGACCGCGGGGGGAGGAACUAUUCCGCCCGGGACGAGCGAGGGGGCGGAAGAGGGGACAGACGAGGUGGAUACCGCGAUCGGUAUUGAUGACGGUGUUGUAUCAUUUUCAUCUUCUCCAGCUGCACAAGUGCUGCUCAGCUCCUGCUUUUUUGCUGCUGCUCCAAAAAGCAGAGAGAACUUCACGAGAGCUGAAGGAAAAGAUGCUCCCCAACGACUGGAAGUGCUGGCAUUUUGUGAUGUAGACCCACCAAAGGCAAUGCGACACAACGAACAAUCAAUAACCAAAGAUAGAAAAAAAGUAAAGCUAAAGCAAGGAAAUCUUGUUUGGAAUUUGCAGGGGCUGGUC